UGUUCCUAUCGUAGAUGCAUAAAAGUUACGCUAUAUGUUUGUAAGCCCGCAAUCUCCGAUGGGAGCAUUCAAUCAUCAACAAACCAUAGGCUUUACUAGUUUUCAACAAAAUGAAGUCAAAGGAGCUGGAUGGUGCGCCGCGAGUGAUUGCACCUCGGUUACUACUGAGCUGCAGAUUGACAAUCAGCCUUGCUUGCUUAUUUACUUCUUUUGCCGCCAUCGUAAUGACGAUCAACCUAUCCAUGGCGAUUGUGUGCAUGAACAAGCGCUCAAAACAGCUGGAUAGAACGGACGGAAUAAACAGCACCAAUUCAAGUUCAGGAUACUUUGAAUCAAACAGCACUUGUAGCGAAGACCUCAACACGGUACAAGAAAAAGAAAUGUAUUUAGACAAGCCAGCUCAGGGAAUGCUACUGGGAGCUCUUUAUUACGGAGUGGUCGCCGUGCAACUUUUGGUUGGUUGGCUAUGUGACAAAUUUGGCAAGUACAAACUUCAAAUGGCUCUCGGUUCCAGCGUUCUAGCAAUUGCAUCCUUCGCCUCUCCAGUAAUUCUAGAAUCUGCUGGCGUCCCCUACUACUUUGCCCUCCGUAUCGUGAAGGGUGUUGGCAUGAGCUUCGCCAUUUCUUCAAUGUUACCUAUGCUAACUCGCUGGACUACUAAUCAAGAGCAAGGUCUGUUGGUGGGCAUUGCUUCUGCUGGUAUAGGCCUAGCCAAUUCAGUUACCUAUCCGAUUUCUGGACUGCUGUGUCAGCACGGAGGUUGGAAAGCGAUCUUCUACUUUGGUGGAGCGUGUGGUACGGUGGCAACGCUCUUCAUUGUAUGCUUAGUGUAUGACGGCCCAGCAAAACAUCCCCGAGUGGAUGCAGAGGAGAAGCAAUAUCUUCUUUCUUUUCAACUUCAGAGUGAAAUUUCAACGAAGCGACGAAUAAUCCCGUGGGCGAAAAUGCUUCGUUCCAUACCCGUUUGGUCUGUUGUCGUCACAAAUUUUUUCUUCUUCGCGGUGGUAAAGGGAAUAGUACUCAACCUGCCAAUCUUUGUCCGUGAUGUCCUGGACUUCACAGUUACUGAGAAUGGAAUUUUUUCUGCAAUGCCAUUAAUUGCAGCUCUUUUGCUCCACUUACUCGUUGGCCCAAUUUUUGAUUACGUACGUACCCACAACAAGUACACCCCUACUACUGUACGGAAAAUCUUCCAUAUCGUAGGUACGCUUAUUCCUGGGGCUUUGAUGUUCGUCUCUAGCCAGCUUUCAUCUGAGUACAAAUAUUUCAUCAUAUCGUUGAUAACGAUCAGUUAUUCUCUUACUGAGUUUGCCGUGAUGGGAGGCUUUGGUUACGCUAUGAUUGAUCUUGCCCCUGACUACCUCGGUAUUCUACAAGGGAUCAAUAAAACUAUUAGUUUGGCUCCAGGAUUUAUUACGCCGCUUAUCGUAUCGGCCCUGACACCAGACGGGUCGAGCGAGGAAUGGCAACAUGUUUUCAUUCUUUUUGGUGCGUUAUACGUUCUAUCAUGCUUAGUGUUUGUUACCUGUGGAAGCGCACAACAACAAAGCUGGGGAAAAGCAAUCAAGAAUGACACAGUCAGUGGCCUCAAUGAUUCAAGCAAAUCGUGCAAUAAUUUUGCAUAGAAAGAUCACAGGAAGUUUCCUUCCAGAUAUUUUUGCCUUAUCCAUAUGAAUUAU
Molecule: messenger RNA, 1679 nt
Organism: Daphnia carinata
Lineage: Eukaryota; Metazoa; Arthropoda; Branchiopoda; Diplostraca; Daphniidae
Product: sialin-like
Exons: 10
Coding region: 111-1625 (504 amino acids)
Biological process (GO): transmembrane transport; monoatomic anion transport
Cellular component (GO): plasma membrane
Molecular function (GO): transmembrane transporter activity
Source: RefSeq, a predicted model, not a curated record